UCUGCCUUUCAGCCCUGGCUGGCACUUAGCUCAGACGAAACACACCGAGCACAAGUAAUGGAGUGUGUAAUAGUAACGGCUCAGCAUAAAUUAGGAGGAGAGACUUAAUCACAGCACGCGUACUGUGUCCGAUAGAACUUCCUUGCCUCCAGGGAGAGUAUGGACAAAUGCAGCUCCUUUACUUAAUGUCAUUUCCGCUUUAUAGCUACAAUAAGAAAGAUGAUCUGGAGUCUUUUUGUGUGUGUGUAUGUCCACAAGUAACAAUGUCUUUCUCUGGAGUUUCUCUUUUUAAUGACGGCUCUGACCCUUUCACUUCCUCUACAGGCAGACAGACAGUCUCAUGGGCCACAGCAGCAGGACUCCAGCCCAGUGGAGAUGUUCAGAAAGAGACCUCCUCCAGAGGAGGAGAGGAAGGUCAAAGCCAAUGACAGAGAAUACAAUGAAAAGUUUCAGUAUGCGAGUAACUGCAUCGUGACAUCAAAGUAUAACAUCAUCACCUUUCUGCCUGUAAACCUGUUUGAACAGUUCCAGGAAGUAGCCAAUACCUACUUCCUUUUUCUGCUAAUAUUGCAGCUGAUACCUCAGAUCUCCUCCCUUUCUUGGUUCACUACCAUCGUGCCUUUGGCUCUGGUCCUGAGCAUCACAGCAGUAAAGGAUGCCACAGAUGACUAUUUUCGCCAUAAGAGUGACAACCAGGUGAACAAUCGUCAGUCUCAGGUUCUAAUCCGAGGCUCGCUGCAGAAUGAAAAGUGGAUGAAUGUUCGAGUGGGCGAUAUUAUUAAACUGGAAAACAACCAGUUUGUGGCAGCUGAUGUGCUCUUGUUGUCGACUAGUGAACCUCACGGGUUGUGUUACAUCGAGACAGCAGAGCUAGAUGGAGAGACAAACAUGAAGGUGCGUCAGUCCAUCUCGGUGACAGCUGAAUUGUGUGACCCAAACCACUUGGCUUCGUUUGACGGUGAAGUGAUGUGUGAACCCCCCAACAACAAGUUAGAUCGAUUUUGUGGGACGCUUUACUGGAGGGAGAAGAAAUACCCCCUGACCAACCAGAACAUGCUGCUGCGAGGGUGCGUCCUGCGCAACACGGAGGCCUGCUAUGGCCUGGUUAUUUUUGCAGGUCCAGAUACCAAACUGAUGCAGAACAGCGGUCGCACAAAGUUCAAACGCACAAGCAUCGACCGCCUGAUGAACACUCUGGUCCUCUGGAUCUUUGGCUUUCUGGUGUGCAUGGGGGGGAUCCUGGCUGUCGGUAACGCAAUAUGGGAGAAAGAAGUGGGCUUCAUGUUUCAAAGCUUCCUGCCCUGGGAUCCUCCUGUGGACAACUUCCUGUUCUCAGCCUUCCUCUCUUUCUGGUCCUACGUCAUUAUUUUGAACACAGUGGUGCCCAUCUCUCUUUACGUCAGCGUGGAAGUGAUCAGGCUGGGUCACAGCUACUUCAUCAACUGGGACCAGCAGAUGUUCUGCUCACAGUGCAACACGGCAGCUGAGGCCCGAACCACCACACUGAAUGAGGAACUGGGCCAGGUAGAAUACAUCUUCAGUGAUAAAACUGGGACUCUGACUCAGAACAUCAUGACCUUCAACAAGUGCUCCAUCAAUGGACACUCUUAUGGUGAGGUAACAGUCCCAAUGGGAAUACAGCCAACGAGGCUGAACUUCACUCCCCUGAACCCGCUGGCAGAUCCCAACUUUUGCUUCUAUGACGAGAAGCUGCUGGAGUCGGUCAAAGUGGGGGACUUGGACACGCACGAGUUUUUCCGUCUGCUCUCCCUGUGUCACACCGUUAUGAGUGAGGAGAAGAGUGAAGGGGAGCUGGUUUAUAAGGCUCAGUCUCCGGAUGAGGGGGCUCUGGUGACAGCAGCUCGAAACUUUGGCUUUGUGUUUUGCUCUCGAACACCUGGUACCAUCACCACCACAGAGAUGGGCCAAACGGUCACCUACUCACUGCUGGCCAUACUGGAUUUCAACAACAUACGCAAGAGGAUGUCGGUUAUAGUGCGUAACCCAGAGGGCCGGAUCCGUCUGUACUGCAAAGGAGCCGACACUGUGCUGUUUGAGAGGCUCCAACCCUGCAACCAAGAACUGAUCACCAUCACCUCCGACCACCUGAAUGAGUACGCAGCAGACGGGUUGCGGACGCUUGCUCUGGCCUAUAGGGACCUCUCAGAGGAGGAGUGGGAGGCUUGGUCAGAGAGCCACCGCAUGGCCGACAAGGCCACAGACUGCAGGGAGGACAGGCUGGCAGCAGCUUAUGACAAGAUAGAGCAAGACAUGCUGCUCUUAGGUGCCACUGCUAUAGAAGAUAAGCUGCAGGAAGGUGUCCCAGAAACCAUUGCUCUCCUCUCGCUGGCCAACAUUAAGAUCUGGGUUCUUACUGGAGAUAAGCAGGAGACAGCUGUCAACAUUGGGUAUUCGUGCAAGAUGUUAACAGAUGAUAUGACUGAGGUGUUUAUCAUCAACGGACACACCGUUCAGAGUGUUCGUCAAGAACUCAGGAGAGCGAGGGAACGCAUGAUUGAGCUGUCACGGGCCAGGGAAGAAGGGAAAGUGGUGGAGGGAUGGGCAGAGGCCUGCUUCAUGAGUAAUGGAUGCAAGGAAGGACAAGCAGGAGACGGGACAGCAGAUGCAGGAGGAGAAGGAGCGAGGAAACCCUCUCAGUGUCCUCCCAUUGCCCCCGUUUCCUCAAACCUCAUGGACAGCGUCUCUGGAGAGUUUGCCCUCGUAAUCAGUGGUCACAGUCUGGCUCACGCUCUGGAAGCUGACAUGGAGGAAGAGUUCCUGUCGACGGCUUGUGCGUGCAAAGCGGUGAUCUGCUGCAGGGUGACGCCGCUGCAGAAAGCCCAGGUGGUGGAGCUGAUCAAGAAGCACAAGAAGGCCGUCACUCUGGCUGUAGGAGACGGCGCUAACGAUGUCAGCAUGAUCAAAAGUGCUCACAUCGGCGUCGGGAUCUCCGGGCAGGAGGGGAUCCAGGCCGUUCUGGCCAGCGACUACUCCUUCGCCCAGUUCCGCUUCCUCCAGCGCCUCCUGCUGGUCCACGGCCGCUGGUCCUACCUGCGCAUGUGCCGCUUCCUCUGCUACUUCUUCUACAAGAACUUUGCCUUCACCAUGGUGCACUUCUGGUUUGGCUUCUUUUGUGGAUUCUCUGCCCAGACGGUGUACGAUCAGUACUUCAUCACACUGUACAACAUUGUGUACACCUCCCUCCCUGUGCUGGCUAUGGGGAUGUUUGACCAGGAUGUUCCAGAUCAGAGGAGUCUGGAAUAUCCCAAGCUGUACGAGCCUGGGCAGCUCAACCUCCUCUUCAACAAAAGAGAGUUCUUCAUCUGCAUCGCUCAGGGCAUCUACACCUCAGUGGUGCUGUUCUUUGUUCCAUACGCCGUGCUGUUAGAUGCCACUCAGAGCAACGGAGUGCCGCUGGCAGACUACCAGAGCUUUGCGGUCACAACAGCAACAGCCCUGGUUAUAGUGGUCAGUGUGCAGAUCGCUCUGGACACAGGCUUCUGGACGGUCUUCAACCAUGUGUUUGUGUGGGGCUCCCUGGGGGCCUUCUUCACCAUCAUGUUUGCGCUGCACAGCCAGACCCUCUUCAGAAACCUUCCUAACCAGUUCCACUUCGUAGGCAGUGCCCAGAACACACUGUUGUCACCAGUUGUGUGGCUGACUAUUGCGUUGGCUACUGCAAUAUGCAUAGUUCCAGUUUUGGCAUUCCGCUUCCUCAAGCUGGACCUCAAGCCUCAACUCUCGGACACGGUGCGUUACACUCAGUUGGUGCGUCAAAAAAGACGUAAACCAGCAGGUCGCAGCAUGGGAGGUGUCUGGCGUGGCGCCGGCAGUGUGUCAGAGGGUCGGCUGGGAGCCCGCGGUGGCUCCAGGAGGUCAGGCUACGCCUUCGCUCACCAGGAAGGCUUUGGAGAGCUGAUCACAUCAGGGAAAAACAUGAGGCUGUCCUCUCUGGGCCUGGCCUCCUUCGCCUCCAGACACAGCACCAGCUGGAUCGACACGCUGCGCCGGAAGAAGAAUAACCACACGCCUCCUGGCACCUCAGGGGAGUGCAGCCCGGCGCCCAGCACCGUCUCUGGGUCGGUUCCCCCACUAUCCAACUCCUCUUCUGUCCUCGGGGGCUCUCAAGAAACUCCCAUCGAGGAGGAAGCGGUCACAGCCCCAGCUCAGAAUUCAGACUCUGACCUUGCGUCGGGAAAACAGACGUCUGCAGUCUCAGAUGCAGCUACUCCUCAGGGUUCAGCUCAGGCAGCUGGGACCUCCACCUCCACAAGAGGGAAACCCCACGCGAAGGACUCACCGGGAGGCUGGACGCACUCUCUAGGGACUGUUCAGGAAAGCCUCUUUGGCUGGACGGGGAUCACAACUCGGGCCAGAGCAUCCAACAGAGCAGACUCCGUCGCCGGGGAAACGAGCCAUGUUGUCUAAAUGGAGGAUUCCCGUUUGUCUUCUGUCUACCAGAUGUUUGGACUCAUAUACAAACCUCUUUGCACGCUUCUCUGGAGCGAGCAGUUAAUUUUAUCUGCCCAGUGUCCUCGUCCUAUUAUUACAACAGAAAGGAGGAGGGAAGUGGCGCAUUGUGAGGACACGGACCGUCUCUGUCUAUAACAGACUACACUGUGGGUUUAUUGAACUUCCUGAUUUACAAGCGAGCUAGAUGGUGACUGAUGGCUGUAGCAGAGAUUUGCAAUAUUGAAGUGGACUCACGUGUCUCUGCUGGAUUUCACGAGCCUUAAACCUCCUCAGUCCGAGAAAGUAUUAACCGACACGAACAGACUGAACUGAAUUUAGAUGUGCAGCUUUAGGUUUUUCAGUCCUUUUCAGAUCACUAAAACACAAGCAUCUGUCAAAAGGGUAGAGUGCUGGCAUCUUUGUUUGUAAAAGUCUUCUCAGUUAAAAAUAAUGUGCUUGUUCGUCAUCGUUCUCAGUGAGAACAGUAUUUUCCUUUAUAAGAAGCAGUUAAAGACUUUUUUUUUUGCUCUUUCAUCUGCUAUUUUCAUCUUUUUUGCAUCAUAUUGAUGUGUGCAUAAGAACCUACAUGAGUUGCACCUUCAGUCAAGCCUUUUAGUGCUUUGAUUUGGAACGUUUUGGUCUAUGAAAGGCCAAAAUACGUUUGUGUAACAUAGGAUGAGAAUUGGUGCAAGGAAGAAAAUAAACAGUA
Molecule: messenger RNA, 5161 nt
Organism: Oryzias melastigma (Indian medaka)
Lineage: Eukaryota; Metazoa; Chordata; Actinopteri; Beloniformes; Adrianichthyidae
Gene: atp8b2
Product: ATPase phospholipid transporting 8B2
Exons: 29
Coding region: 292-4428 (1378 amino acids)
Biological process (GO): phospholipid translocation; Golgi organization
Cellular component (GO): plasma membrane
Molecular function (GO): magnesium ion binding; ATP hydrolysis activity; ATPase-coupled intramembrane lipid carrier activity
Source: RefSeq, a predicted model, not a curated record